UUUAUUUUUUGAAAGUUUUUGAAAAAUGGUCAACUCUACCGUUUUGCUCAAUAGCUCCAACAAUGUCAUCGAAUACGUGGAAUUUUUCGGACACAACAUACCGAUUCGUGACCAUUCUCAAGACAAUCUACCAUCGUGGUUCAUAUGGAUGUUGGUUUAUGGAUCGGGUAUUUGUUUUGUGAGCUGUCUGAUUUGGUUCAUCGUUUCGUUAAUGUACAUUAAAAAAGAAAAAGAGUGUACCCAUUUGACAAUGAUCGUCGUCGAAGAAGAUCCUAAAAUAUCGAAACAGGCAAAAAUGGAGAAGAAAGAUGGACCAGAGCCGCCGCCGCCGCCGCCACUCAAUGUGCCUGAACCAGCUCCACAAGUCCCAAGCCAAGCAGCUGGACCUGAUCCAUCUCGUCUGUCAAAACGAUCCUCCCGUCAAUCGGCUAAUAAACCAUCCGAAUCCGUGAAUCCUGAUGCAGACACUUUGAGAAGCUCUAGAAAAUCGGAUAAGAUGACGAACAAAAAAUCGGCGGAAUCGGUCAAUUCGGGGAAAUCGGGGAAAUCGGGGAAAUCUGGAAAAUCAAUGGAGACGUCGAAAAAAUCCGAAAAGAUAGACAAAUGAGUUCAAGCUACUAGAGGCCAAAAUGUUUGAACUGGAGAUGAAAUGAAUAAAUUAGUUCUUG
Messenger RNA from Caenorhabditis elegans, 668 nucleotides. RefSeq lists its product as uncharacterized. Lineage: Eukaryota; Metazoa; Nematoda; Chromadorea; Rhabditida; Rhabditidae. The record is from RefSeq and is marked reviewed.